Mustela erminea (ermine) is the source of this 2286-nucleotide messenger RNA. RefSeq names its product cytochrome P450 11B1, mitochondrial-like. Gene Ontology annotation, cellular component: mitochondrion; mitochondrial inner membrane. Gene Ontology annotation, biological process: cellular response to peptide hormone stimulus; aldosterone biosynthetic process; cholesterol metabolic process. Lineage: Eukaryota; Metazoa; Chordata; Mammalia; Carnivora; Mustelidae. The record is from RefSeq and is a predicted model, not a curated record. The transcript has 9 exons. Gene Ontology annotation, molecular function: steroid 11-beta-monooxygenase activity; iron ion binding; heme binding. The coding region runs from base 1 to 1512 and encodes 503 amino acids.
AUGGCACUGGGGGCAAAGGCACGCCGGUGGCUGGCAGGGCGCCGGCUGUCCCUGAGCUGUGCACGCACACUGGGCACCAGAGCCGCUCAGGCCCCCAAGGCGGUGCUGCCCUUCGAAGCCAUCCCCCAGUGCCCCGGCAACAAGUGGCUGAGGCUGCUGCAGAUCUGGAAGGAGCAGGGCUCCGAGAACCUCCACCUGGAGAUGCACCGGACCUUCCAGGAGCUGGGGCCCAUCUUCAGGUAUGACGUGGGAGGGACACACAUGGUGUACGUGAUGCUGCCCGAGGAUGUGGAGAGCCUGCAGCGGGCCGAGAGCCCUCAGCCCUGGCGGCCGCUCCUGGAUCCCUGGCUGGCCUACCGACAGCAUCGUGGGCACAAAUGUGGCGUGUUCUUGCUAAACGGGCCCGAAUGGCGCGCGAACCGGCUGAAGCUCAACCCGGACGUGCUGUCGCCGCAGGCGGUGCAGAAGUACAUCCCCAUGGUGGACAGGGUGGCGAGGGAUUUCUCAAAGGCCCUGAAGUCAAGAGUGCUGCAGAAUGCCCGGGGCAGUCUGACGCUGGACAUCCAGCCGAGCAUCCUCAACUACACCGUAGAAGCCAGCAAUUUAGCCCUUUUUGGAGAGCGGCUGGGCCUCCUCGGCCCUAGCCCGAGUCCUGCCAGCCUGCAGUUCAUCCGGGCCCUGGAGGCCAUGUUGAAGUCCACCGCGCAGCUCAUGUUCAUGCCCAGGGACCUGUCACGCUGGACGAGCGCCAGGGUGUGGAAGGAGCACUUCGAGUCCUGGGACUACAUCUUCCAGUACGCCAACAAUGCCAUCCAGAAAAUCUACCAGGAGUUGGCCCUCGGCGGCCCACAGCACUACAGCGGCAUCGUGGGGGAGCUGCUGAUGCACGCGGACAUGACCCUGGAGGCAGUCAGGGCCAACUCCAUCGAACUCACCGCCGGGAGCGUGGACACGACGGCCUACCCCUUGCUGAUGACUCUCUUCGAGCUGGCGCGGAACCCUGACGUGCAGCAGGCCCUACGCCAGGAGAGCCUGGUGGCCGAGGCCGGGAUCACUGAGAAUCCCCAGAGGGCAACCACAGAGCUGCCCCUGCUGCGGGCGGCCCUCAAGGAGACCUUGAGGCUGUACCCCGUGGGCAUCUCACUGGACCGGCAGGUGGGCUCGGACGUGGUGCUGCAGAACUACCACAUCCCGGCAGGGACCGUGGUCAAGGUGCUGCUCUACUCCCUGGGUCGAAACCCCUCUGUGUUCCCGAGGCCGGAGCGCUAUCAUCCCAGGCGCUGGCUGGACAGCAGGAGCUCUGGCACCAGGUCCCCCAGCCUGGCCUUCGGCUUCGGCCUGCGCCAGUGCCUGGGGCGGCGCCUGGCAGAGACAGAGAUGCUGCUGCUGCUGCACCACGUGCUGAACCACUUCCUGGUGGAGACCCUCACGCAGGAGGAUAUAAAGAUGACGUACCAGUUCAUCCUGAUCCCCUCCACCCUCCCGCUCCUCACCUUCCGGGCCAUCAACUAGUCACGUCACCAUGCUGUGGGGACAGCCGCGCCACCAGCCCCUCCCUGCCUGACCCCAGGCCACCCUGUUAUCGCCCAAGAGCCCUGCUCCCUGCCCCGCGACACUGUGCGGCCAGGCCAGCACCUUGCUCGAAGGGUCGGGGAUGACUCUCGGUUGCACGUCCUGGCUGCGUGCUCAGUCCCGCCAGCGCCCUGUCCACCAAGGAGCACCAUCGGAGGGCCUUAGAGCCCAGUCGCCCCACACUAGCUCCAGGGUCUUCAGACCCGCCCUGCGCCCGCCUCCCUGUCUAGUCUCUCGGGGAACCCUCAGCCUCUGUACUCAACUCUGUCCCCAUGAAGAGCUGACAGCUGGGGCUCCCUCCGUCUUGCCCGUUGCCACUUCAAACUCCUUGUCUGCACUGCUCUCGUCCGGCCCAGAGCUUCGAGCUGGGCUCUCAGUCCCCCUACCUGUUGCGCUCAGGCUGCUUGGGUCCUCCCGGCACUGCCAGGCUCUGGUUGUGGCUGAAGCACCCAGCCGGGGAACCAGAUGCGCGGGUCGGGAGUCGUGUGUCCUGGAAGGAUGGCCUCCAAGGAGCUGCCGGGGACAUCUGGGCCAAUGAUCCUCCUCUGACAGCUGGGUGGAGGUGGACUCCUCUGGCUGGCCGCAGGGUGACCGACCUCAGAGGAGUCUCUAGAAGAAGGCUUGGGGCCAUAACAGCCAGGCACAGGCACAUGCUCCCUUUAAUGAAGCCCUCCGUGUGCGGUGCCGGCUGCCCUCUUGCAGUGACCCUCAGGA